This is a messenger RNA of Ipomoea triloba (trilobed morning glory), 2977 nucleotides long. Its product is annotated as protein EMBRYO SAC DEVELOPMENT ARREST 30. Gene Ontology annotation, cellular component: Golgi apparatus; cytoplasm; chloroplast. Lineage: Eukaryota; Viridiplantae; Streptophyta; Magnoliopsida; Solanales; Convolvulaceae. The record is from RefSeq and is a predicted model, not a curated record. The transcript is spliced from 13 exons. Bases 520 to 2484 code for a protein of 654 amino acids.
CCCAUGUUACUGAACCGUGACGCUUCGCACUCGAUUCUCUCCUCAUAAACGUUCUCUCUUCAGAAAUUCCAUAUCUCUUCUCCUCCGACCACCAUUCUUCAACUCUCUCGUUCUCUAUCUCUCUCUCUCAGUUCAAGAAAUCCCAGAUCCAUUGACGCGCCAUCUGUCGCUCUCAAGCUUCAGCUCUGCUCACUGGCACUCAAGUCUUUAUUGAAAACCGUGAACCAAUCUGGGAUCUAAAAGAACGUCCUUUUCUCGAAUUGGAUAUUUCGGAGGAGGCUCUGUGAUCUCACCCAUUCCCAUAUCGAUCCCUUGCCUAUCCUCACCGCUUAUGAGGGUGAAUCUCAAUUCUCAAGAGAUGGUGAGGCAGGGUUUCAAGGAAUGGAUUUAUGAUGAUUAUAGAUAUAUUCCACCAGAGCUUUGGAUGAUCUCUUCCACUUCUCACUUGAAGACUAAAUUUGACAACCACAUACAUGCACAAAAGAAAACUUUUACAUAUUCGAGUUUGAUUAAAGUGCAAUGAAAUCAAAGAUAAAAUGGGCGGCACUAGGUGGGCUGGUGCUAUCAUUUGUUUCCUUGCUGGUUCAUUUAUUUUUAGCCAAAUCUAGUGCUGAUCUUGUACAGUACACUGCUUUCACUGUUUUUACGGAUGAUCUAACUCCUAAUCUUCCAAUUAAAAAGGGUGCUGCAUAUCGGAGGUUGUGGGGAAAUGUCAAGUCUUUGGAGUCACUGCAACAUUUUGCAGAUCCAAGAAGUACAUAUCCAGUUCCAGUAGAGCAGAGGAAUGGCUUCAUUUAUGCCAAGAUUUUUGGUUCUUUCGAGAAGAUUAGGAACUCGAUCUGUGACCUGGUCACUGUUGCAAGACUUCUAAAUGCUACCCUUGUCAUUCCAGAGAUCCAAAAAAGUACUCAAUCAAAAGGCAUCAGUUCAAAAUUUAGGAGUUUUUCAUAUCUUUAUGAUGAGGAAAAGUUCAUAGCAAGCUUGGCAAAUGAUGUGAUCAUCGUGAAGGAGCUACCACCUACCUUGAAGAAUGCAAGGAGAAGAAAAGAGUUGGCAACUUUUAAGCCCAAGAUUACAACUUCUCCUACCUUUUAUAUUUCUGAAGUUCUACCAAAGUUGAAGAAAGCAAAGGUCAUUGGGUUAAUUUUGUCGGAUGGAGGAUGCCUGCAGUCCAUCCUUCCACCUAGCUUGGCUGAGUAUCAAAGGCUUAGAUGUCGUGUGGCAUUUCAUGCACUUCAAUUCCGCACUGAAAUCCUAUCUCUUGGCAGGCUGAUGGUGGAAAGGUUGCAAGCUGCAGGCCAACCUUACCUUGCUUAUCAUACAGGGCUUACGAGAGACAACCUAGCAUAUAAUGGUUGUGCUGAACUUUUUCAGGAUGUCCACACAGAGCUUAUACAAUCUAGGCGGGCACAAAUGAUUAAAGAAGGUAUCAUUAAUGAUGAGUUGAGUGUGGAUUCUCAUGCUCGAAGAAGAAAUGGCUCAUGCCCACUUAUGCCUGAAGAGGUAGGACUACUUCUUCGAGCAAUGGGUUACCCUCCUAGAACAAGGAUAUACCUGGCAGGUUCUGAAUCCUUUGGUGGUCAGCGGAGUUUAAUUCCUUUACGUGCCAUGUACCCCAACUUAGUGGAUCGGACUUCAUUGUGCAGCAGAACUGAGCUGGCCAAUUUAAUUGGCCCAGAAACCUCACUUCCUCCAGAUCCCAUCCAGCUCCUGCCUGUGAAAAGUCAGAAGCAACUCAAAGAAGAAUGGGACAAGGCUGGGCCUCGACCGAGGCCUCUUCCUCCUCCUCCUGAUCGACCUAUAUAUCGCCAUGAAAAGGAAGGCUGGUAUGGUUGGAUUGCCGAAAAGGAUUCUGAGCCAGACCCUUCACCUCAUGAUUUAAGGGAACAGGCUCACAGCUUACUGUGGGAUGCUCUUGAUUACAUUGUUUCAGUGCAAGCUGAUGCGUUCUUCCCAGGUUUUGAUAAUGAUGAUUAUGGAUGGCCUGAUUUUUCCAGUUUGGUGAUGGGAAACCGGCUUUAUAGGAUGGCAUCUUCUAGAACAUUCCGUCCUGACAGGAAAUAUCUUGUAGAGAUGUUUAAUACUACCAGUGAGCGUCUGUACUAUCCACCACGGAACUGGACUCUCACUGUAAGAGAACAUCUCAAUAGAAGCAUCACUGAAGAGGGGCUUAUGAAGAAAUCUAAUCGGAUGAAACCCAAGUUGUUCCUUUCUCACCCUAUACCAGAAUGUUCUUGUUCAACCGUGAAGUCUACUGAGAUUCGGAGUUCUGAAAAGAAGAGCAGUCUUCAAUUGUUGUAUGAAGGACAAGAGCAAUGCCCCAGAGAGAUAGUGCAAAGUGUAAAGUUUGAGGAGAUCGAUGCUGACGAGGGUGACUCUCACGAAGAUGAAAUGGAAAUGGAGGGACUAGACUCUGAUGGAAACAGUGGACCUGAUGCAAUCCCAUCCUUGGAACAGGACGAGGAAAUGGAUCCCGAUGAUUGAUUUCAGCCACCCAAGUUGGGAACCAUCCGAUUCCAGUUCAAUUACAGAUGUCUGCUGAUGCAACAGACUUCAGUUGCAUGCUGAUCUGCUGAUAACAUUUGCACAGUUUCUGGAUUUUGUCUGAAAAAUUGCAGGAAUCUCUCACAGCUAGCUAGCUCUUCAUUCUUUUCACAGGUUUGCGGCCGGGUAGCGAUUCUUUUAUUGAGAGACAAAAAGGAAAUGGCAUUUUUUAAACUUCACAGGAAAUAUGAAAGAUGUAUACUUCUUUUUUCCCUCCCCCCUUUCACCCUCUGGUUUUGUUCGUUUAGACUGAAACAAGAGUUAUAUAUCAUUGUAAGUAAGAGAAAAUGAACCGUUUACUAAGCAUAGGUAUUCUUGAUUUGUCAUCUUUGAAAUUUCAUUGUCUUGUAUGAGUUGAUAUAGACGUGAAAUUUUAUUGGUUGUCGAAACCCUGCACAGCACAUUCAUAAUAAGAUCAAACAAUUUCAGGCCA